Molecule: messenger RNA, 4439 nt
Organism: Lotus japonicus
Lineage: Eukaryota; Viridiplantae; Streptophyta; Magnoliopsida; Fabales; Fabaceae
Exons: 6
Coding region: 968-2389 (473 amino acids)
Source: RefSeq, a predicted model, not a curated record
UACUCCCUAGCUACAAUUGCACACAUAAUUAUUUUUGCUUCAACAUGAAAAUUCAACAAAUUUCUAAACAUGUUAUGAAUGCAGUAAAGAUGCUAGAGGAAAGGGUGCGACUCUCUUCUACUGUCAAAUGGAGUAAUAAGAAGACUGGCAAUGAGGUUGUUUGGAAUUCACAAAUCUGAACCUCAUUCCUCUAAAGAGUGGGAAUGAGACACUACGUUAAGCUACACUACUUUUUUCUGUACUCUUUGAGUAGCAUGACAUUUGAGCACCAAAAAAAAUUGUUAAAGCACAAAAAAGCAUGGCAUUUGGCAUUUAUGGUAAAUUAUUCUUAAUUUAAAAUUUAAAAAUAGAAAACAACUAUAAAAUUGUGAGAUUUUUUCCUAUGGAAAAAAGUUUGGGUGACUUUGGCUUAUUUCAUCACCAUAGGUCAAAGUAUACCUCUGAAAUUAUAGGUUACUUAUAAAGAACACUUUUCUCGUUUGCCUCCUCCUAUUCAUUUCAAGCGUUCUAUUCAAAAUAAUUUUGACUUUCUCUCACAUUUGGCCAAUCACUGCGUGCUUUGCUUUUGUUCUCUUCCCCUCGUCACCCCCAAACUUGUAGCAUCAUCCAAUCUCUCAAAGUGCUAAAAUGUCAGCAUUUACCAAAUUUACAAAUUUCACUAUUCUCCCUAAAUUUCGAGCUUCAAAUCAUACUGCAGCAGAUUCAAGUAAUAGCUUCGAUCAACCUCAUGCUGCUGACUCUGUCUCACUGCUUAAAGAUUGGCUAGGUGGGAAACUCUGGCACUGAAUCGCUGCUUCUCCAUUGAUGAGGAUAAAUGCACUCAUGGCAUUCAAGGUAGCCUCUACCCUUUUACAGAACCUGCCUCUCAUGCAUUGCUCUUUGAUCCUUGAGAAACUCUCAACAUUUACUCUCAGAGGCACACAGACUAUCUUCUGGAUUCAUUACCAUAACAAACUCCUUACUAAUAAUGGCAAAGCAUUGUAACGUUCCAAAGUUUGGCAAUGGAGAUAUUGUAAAUGUUCCAUCCACUGCACAAAUUAAGGGCAGAGAAAAAGCUGAUGAAGCUAAGGCAUCAGAUACUUACUCCAGCAACCACAUUUUAAGUUGUAUGGAAAAAGGAAGCCAUGAGAUAUCAGGAAAAGAUGCUCAGCACGAUUUGGAGCAAAGGAGCAAGAAAUUCAGAUCAUACCUGAGAUGGGUUUUCGUGGUCCAAUCCAACAUAUACAAAUCUGUUCUCUCUUGGUCCGUGUUCUUCACCUUGACCUUCAUUGUACCGGUUAUGUCACAAUACCUACUUCAUUGUCGAACCGCCUGUGAUGCUAAUCACCGUCGACCAUACCACAUACCAGUGCAGAUUUCUCUCACUGUGUUUGCAACUCUCUCUUUCAUCUGCCUCUCUCGAUGGGAUCGUAAAUACGGUUUGAGCAAGUUUCUCUUCCUUGAUAAAGUAAGCAAUGAAAACCUCAAGAUUCAACGAGGAUAUGCAGAACAAAUGCAGGGAACCAUGAAGCUUAUCUUACGUGUGGGGCUUCCCUGUUUUCUAGCUGCCUGUGCUGACAAGAUAUGGUGGUAUGUCUCAGGUGCAUCCCAAAUACCAUAUUAUGGUGAAAUGCACGCGAGCAGCAUCAUUCUUUGUGCAUUGGAGUUGUGGUCUUGGCUUUAUCGAACCUCCAUUUUCUUUGCGGUGUGUGUCCUCUUUCGUCUCAUUUGCUCCCUCCAAAUACUGAAACUCGAUGAGCUUGCAAUAGUUUUUCAGAGAAAAACUGAGGUGGAGUCAAUUUUAUUGGAGCACCAAAGAAUAAAAAGGAAUCUGCAGAUCAUCAGCCAUCGUUUUCGAUCUUUCAUUUUGGCUUCUAUGCUUUUGGUGUCAGCAAGCCAGUUCAGCUUUCUGCUUAUGGCCACAAAACCUCACGCUGAUGUUAAUGUCCUCAAGGCUGGAGAGCUUGCGAUAGUCUCUUUCACCCUGCUGAGUGGACUUCUCAUACUCUUGCGAAGCGCAACUAAGAUCACACAUAAAGCACAAUCUGUCAUAGGCCUUGCUGCCAAGUGGCAUAUUUGUGCCGCCAUACACUCGUUUGAGAACAUUAAUGGUGAGACACAAACAACAGAUACAGCUUCAGCCCAAGCAAUAGCUACCAAUGUUAAUUGGGGAUUACCAGAUGAAGAGGUGGGAGAUGAAGAUGACGAGUUCGAUAACACCAAAUUGCUACCAGUAUAUACUCAUACCAUCUCUUUCCAUACAAGGCAGGCUCUAGUUACAUACAUGGAGAACAACAGAGCAGGAAUCUCGGUGUUUGGGUUCAUGCUUGACAGAACUUGGCUUCAGACAAUUUUUGCUAUUCAAACGGCUCUUUUUCUUUGGCUACUUAACAAAACAGUUUUUGUUUAGAGACAGAAAGGGACCACGGCGAUCCUCCUCUGUACCUUGUUCGUAUUAGUCUCCAAUUCAUUUGGAUCUAGUGGUUCUGAUUAUGAUUUACGAAUUGUAAUUUUUUUUUGAAAGCAUAAGACAAAAUAAUUAGCUGAGUUGAGAGAAUUGAAGAGUGAUAACAUUGGGAAGAAAGAUGAGAAUCAAUUGUUUUGAGUGAUAUGCUUAGUAGUUAGUACCAGAAUUAUAUACACAAGUUACUUUUUUCCAUAAGCUUCGUGGUUAUGACACAACCAGAACUAGCUGCCAUGCUAGCUUACUAACUACACCAAACUAACUAACUAACUAACAGAAUCCUAACUGCCUUUAACUUUCUAACUAAAUUGGCGGCUCUCAUAACUCUGCAAGCCGAAGGGCAAAAAAUGAUCAUAUUCAUUUUGGUAAGAAAAGUCACCAAAAACCGUUGAAAUAGAGAUUUGGUGAAAACAUUAGCCACCUGAUCUUGAGUGGAGAGGGGAAGAAGCUUCAGUAACCUAGCUUGCACCUUUUCCCGGAGGACUAUAUGACGAACUAUUCGAGGUGCUUGGUUUGCUCGUGGAAAAAAUAUAUUUAGCCUUUAUUUUUAUUUCCCAAGCUCACCAAUGUCAUCUCUCAUGCUUUGGCCAUAAACUUAACUAGUGAAGAAAUAGAUUUUUACAUAUCUUGAGAAAUUGACAGUUAUGCAUCACAUAUGUUUGAAUUAUUAAAAAAGUUAGGAAAUAUUCAUAACUCAGCCUUUCAGAAUUUCAAUUAGUGCUCCAAGUAUUUAACAUGUGUAAAACAAUUUAUGAAGAGUAGCUAAAAUAUCACAAAUAUCAAGAGAAAGACGAAGUAGAACUAACCUAAUGUCUAGUAUGCGGCUUGGUUUGGUUGAUCUUUUGCUACAAGAUGAAGUGAACUGAUAGCAAGUAUUACAAAGAUAUGCACACUGGCGCCAUUUGAUAUGGCUCCUUGCAAGGAGUCAAGUGAUCCAGCACCUUCCAUUUUGUUCUUUGGUUAACACACCAAGACUGCAGAAAAAUGAAGAUUGCUUACCAGAUAAAAUGUAAGGUGAUCCGAUUUGCAUUGUCUGAAAAUGCACAAUGAUUUCAAACUGACCGCAGCAAAUAUGAUCCGAAACAGGAGCUCCUAGCUGCACUAAACUAAAUCAGCAUUAUGCAUCAUCUGUACAGCAAUACAUUCUUCAAUACAGAUAGAAGUUUAAAUCAAACAUGACACUGUCACAUAGCACCACCAUGUAUAUAUAGUAACUCAGGUCAAAUAAUAAAGUAGCAUUGCAUCACAAACAUACCAUAAAUCUAAGGUUUAACUAGUUAAGCGCCGCUGAAAUCAGAGGUGUCACUCAUAAUUAGUCUUGCAUACACUAUAACGAAAAAUUACUGUGAAUAAUUAUUCGAAUAUAGUGGUUAGUUUUAUUUUCCUAUAUGAUAUGAUGGUAAUUUAAUUUGUAAACUAAAGCAUCCAUUGGUCAAAUCACAUACACUCACAUUGUCAGCUUAUUUGAAUAUUUUUUAUUAUGUCAUCAACUACUAAUAAAAUUCAACAGCAUGUCAUUUGUGGAAUAUUUGACUACACAGUUGUAACUUGUAAACCUUAAUCAUAGGCUUUUUCAUUGUUGACAUAAUCACCUUGUAGCUUCUUGGCUUUAUCGAGCCUACAUUUCCUUCCUGGUGUGUGUCCUCUUUCAACUCGUCUGUCACAUGCAAAUUCUCAGGCUAGGUGAUUUAGCUUCAGGUGUUUACGGAAAAAUUGAGGAAGGGUUCAUCUUCUGGGUAAGAAGUAAUCUGCAGAUCAUUAGCCAUCGUUUUUUAUGUUUUAUCUUGGUUUCUCUGCUUUUGGUGACAGCAAUCCAGUUCAGUUUUCUGCUUAUUAUGGCUACAAAACCUCAUGCAUGAUGUUAAUGUCCUCAAGGCUGGAGGGCUUGCGGUGAAGCUUCUUUUUCUUUCAUCUAUCAAAUAGAGACUAACAUGAUACAGUGUCAUAGAUAUAAUGAAUAAACACAUUGAAGAUUGUCAUAGUUAAAAUGAGUUAU